AUUGUUCCUCUUGAGCGCUUGCAUAUUUGUUACAUAAAUUUUGUGUAGUCAUUUACUUUUAUUGGAGCUCUGCUUCUUAGAAGCCAAAACUACAAUCCAAGACACAGACAUAAAUCAUUUUAUGUUCAGUGUUUGCUUUUAAAAUCAUUAAUAAAAGUAAUCUAAAAGGCAAAUUUUAGCUGGCUGAGGACAACGUUCUUUGGUGUGAAGCUAUUCACUGCCUAAUAUUAAAGGCAUUUUGACAAGGGCAAUUUUUGUGGUAAAACUGGGAGGGUAUGACUCAAAAAAAAGGAAGAAAGAAAAAAAAAGCUCAUUUCAGGUCUGUUGUGCUGUGUUAAGUCAACCCGUAUGGGCCUGUUCAAGCUGCUUGAGACUGGGUACGGCAGGGGUGAGGGAGCCUGCAGGAAUACAGCUGUGUCACUACAUCACAGAAGUCUUUUUCCUUUGGAGGCUGUAAAUAAAAAAAUGCCUCUUAGAUGUAAAUGACUAUGGUGGUGUUCAUCCAGCCUGGAUUGAGGCAGUAAUAGGCGUAAAGGUACUUACCAUACACCUGUAAAACUAAACGAAGCUCAAGCAAGAGCAUCUUCACUGUUUUGCAUACAGUAUGUUUGGAUACUAACCUAAUUCUGUCAUCAUUAACUUCCUAUUUUAGACUCAAACGCGCCUCCAUAAACGACGGCCCUGGCACAGCGCCGUUUCCCCAUCUGCCCGCAGCCGGGGCUUCUGCCCUCCUUCACAAGCUGCCCUCGGCUUUCGUGCCAGCCCCGGGGCGCUCUGCGGCCGGUCACCCCCGAGCGGUCUGCCCCGGCUGCGCCGCGCUCCCCAGGGCACACCAGCCGGCUCUGCCGGCAGAGCCGCGGCACCCAGCCGCCUCCGUGCAGGCCGCGACGCCGCCGCCGCCAUUUUUCCUCCGCCGCCCGUGAGGUAAUGUAAGCAUUUCAGUUUUACACAAGAGAGGAAGCAGGCAUGUCAGCUCUUUGUCCACCACCAUCUCCUGCAGUUGCUAAAACAGAGAUCUCCUUGAAUGGCGAGUCACCUUUAUUAGCUGCCACUUUUGCUUACUGGGACAAUAUCCUUGGCCCCCGCGUGCGGCAUAUCUGGGCCCCAAAGACAGAACAGGUACUUCUCAGCGAUGGGGAAAUAACUUUUCUUGCUAACCACACCCUGAAUGGAGAAAUACUUCGGAAUGCAGAAAGUGGUGCAAUAGAUGUGAAGUUCUUCGUCUUGGCAGAAAAACGGGUAAUCAUUGUGUCAUUAAUCUUUGAUGGAAACUGGAAUGGAGACAGAAGCACAUAUGGACUGUCAAUUAUACUUCCACAAAGUGAACUGGGCUUCUACCUGCCACUUCACAGGGUGUGCGUGGAUAGGUUAACACAUAUUAUAAGGAAAGGAAGAAUAUGGAUGCAUAAGGAGAGGCAAGAACAUUUCCAGAAGAUUGUCUUGGAAGGCACAGAGAGAAUGGAAGAUCAGGGCCGGAGCAUUAUUCCAAUGCUGACAGGAGAAGUCAUUCCUGUAAUGGAACUUCUUUCAUCUAUGAAAUCACACAGUGUUCCAGAAGAAAUAGAUAUAAGUGACACAGUGCUAAAUGAUGAUGACAUUGGGGAUAGUUGCCAUGAAGGCUUUCUCCUCAAUGCGAUUAGUUCACACCUGCAAACCUGUGGUUGUUCUGUAGUUGUAGGAAGCAGUGCAGAAAAAGUUAAUAAGAUUGUGAGAACAUUGUGUCUGUUUCUUACGCCGUCAGAGCGGAAGUGUUCCAGGCUCUGUAGAAAUGAGUCUUCUUUCAAAUACGAGUCAGGCCUUUUUGUUCAAGGCUUACUCAAAGAUGCAACAGGAAGCUUUGUGUUGCCCUUCCGUCAAGUAAUGUAUGCCCCAUAUCCUACUACACAUAUAGAUGUAGAUGUCAAUACAGUGAAGCAGAUGCCCCCUUGCCACGAACACAUCUAUAACCAACGACGAUAUAUGAGAUCCGAGCUGACAGCAUUUUGGAGAGCUAAUUCAGAUGAAGAGAUGUCUCAAGAUCAUAUUAUCCACACAGAUGAGAGUUUCACACCUGAUUUAAAUGUCUUUCAAGAUAUCCUGCAUCGAGAUACAUUAGUAAAAGCCUUCCUGGAUCAGAUUUUCCAUCUGAAGCCUGGUUUGUCUCUAAGAAGUACUUUCCUUGCACAAUUUCUGCUAGUCCUUCACAGAAAAGCCUUAACUUUAAUAAAAUACAUAGAGGAUGACACGCAAAAAGGAAAAAAACCUUUCAGGUCCCUUCGUAGCUUAAAGAUGGAUCUUGAUUUAGCAGCAGAGGGCGAUCUUAACAUAGUAAUGGCUUUGGCUGAGAAGAUUAAACCGGGCCUACAUUCCUUUGUCUUUGGGAGACCGUUCUACACUAGCAUACAAGAACGUGAUAUGCUCAUGACGUUUUAAAGUUCUCCACUGCUAAUGUGUAAUAUUGCAGUCUUGCAUGGCAUGAAAAGAAAUCUGUCAGUGUGACCGCCACGCUUGUGACAAUCAUUGACUUGACUGGGGAUGAAGCAUUAGGAGCACAGUAGCACACUAACACUACAGUCUGCCCUGUUAGAGGAAAUACCAGCUUUGCUAGACAGCAGGCGUGAUUUUAAUGAAUCUCUUCUGUGUGCUUUUUUUAACAGUUAAAAUAAAUGUUACCAGAGGUUCCUUUGCCAUGUGGGCUUAGUAGAUAAAUUUGAACAUGUUUAGGUAUAAAAUAAAGGGAAGCAUUUAAUUUUUUUUUGCCCAGAGACUUCAUUCAGAUGUGUGCCUGUUUUCCUCUGUUCUGAUGUGUCACUAUUUUUAGUGUUUCCACAGAAAACAAUACAUAUGUCCUUUCUGAUCAUGGGCGUUGUGGAAUAGGGGCCUUCUGAGAGUUUCAAAGGGGGUUUUCAAGUAUUGUUCUUUUGUAUGUGGUACAAGUCUGAAAUGUGUCUUCCCUUAUCGCCAUUUGUAACACUACUGGCUCCUUCAUUUAGAGCAUUUAAAGGCGUUUGGGAUUUUUAAUAUAUUACAAAGUGCUUUUCUUGUGUGCAAACUGUUGACUAUUAGCAGCUUAAAUAGCAGCACUCUGCACGUGAGAACUGGGUCAUUAUUUAAGCAGCUUUGUGCAUGUAAGUGCCAACCAUGCCACUCCGUCACAGACUGUUGGGCCAUCCUGCAGUGAAGUGUUCAGCGAUCCAGUGUAGAGUUCUUUCAAAACACAGAACAGAAAACUUGUGUCAUUCAGCAGCACUUGUCAGUCUUUCUAUCCCUAAACUGCUGCUGUUUUUUCCAUUGUCAGUUAGAAUAAGGUUCAGAUUAAAGUAUUAGACCUUCCCAAAGAACACCAAGGUGAUAGCCAAACUGUCAUAAAACAGUAAUUUAUUUUUUUUUACAUUGCCAUUAAUAAGAGUUAAUUAAUAUGAGUUAAUAUGCCAUUAAUAUGAGUUAAUUAAUUAAUAUUAAUUCAGAGAUGAGCACAACUGUGAACUAAUGUUCAUGGGAUUUUACUAAGUGAAUUUUUGUCAAUAAUCUUGCCAGUCGUCUUAGUUCAUUUUUAGCACGUCUCCAGCUUCACUUGAAAAUAAAACUACAUUUUCUACUUUUGUGCCAGAACCCUUUUUUCUCAGUAGUAUAUAGAGCAUUGUGGUGUCAGGUUAAUCUGGACCCAGUUUUUUCAAUUUUGAUGCAUGAUUGGUGCUUGUUACAUUGAAAUCAGUGUACAUUUGUACUGCAUGUUUUCUUAAUUCUCUUUUUUAUAAAAACACAGGAAUAUAUUUGUGCUGUUUUCGUGUAACUUCAUUACUCAAUAUUAAUUGUGAAGGAGCUGCACUUGUGAUUGGAGAAGCCACAGUUGCUUUGCUUAAAUAAGAUUAAAUUUGCUUAAAUUAAAUAAAACACUUUUUAUUUUCAUAAUAUUUAAUAAUAAUAAUAAAUUAUUUCAACAUAACGUGUUAUGGUGAACAGGUUUCUGUUUCCAAGGUAGCUUUUUAGUGUCUCUUUCAUGCAAAGAGACAUAAAAGUUAACAAAAUUGCUAACAAAAAAAAAUUCACAACUUUUCCUGAAAUGUCCAAUGUUCAGAUUUUUAAAAGGAGUACUGUUCUCUAUAUAGAUGUUCAGAAUCCCCUUACAUUUUCUGAAAAACCAAAAUUCACAAAUAUUUAGAGCUUCUGAAAGAUGUGGAAUUGAGCCCCAGCUGCACACCUUUCACACAUUAUUAGUGAAUAUAAUUGACAUUACCUGGUUGAAUAUGUAAUUACAACUUGGUGAGUCUUUCAGGGCUCUUGCAAUGAGCUCAGUGCUUCAUCAAAGGAACAUGUCAGAAUGCUGGCAUAAGUUACUUGUAUUAAGAUUCUGUCUGUCUUCCUACCAUUAUUAUUUUCAUCUGCAUUUUUAAUCGGUUGAUCCAUUAGAGAAGAGUGUGAUUGUGCUCAGUUUUUACUGUCAUGUCUAAGUUUGUGAUAAAAAUGUAAUGAACACUGCUGAAACUUCUAAUGUAGCAGUUGUGUUGAAGUCUAAAGAGAUGUAAACAUGCUGCUGAAGUAAUGACUUCAGCUUCAUAGGCAUUGGAAAGUUAACAAUGACACUAGUAACAGUAAAGCUCUGUGUACUGAAGAUGCUGUCACCUUUUUAAAUUACUAAAAGCUGGAAACUUUCUCAAGUGCUACUUCUGUUACACAGCUGUCACAAAUGCACUGUCACAAGUGCAGAAUGUAUAGUGAAGUAAAUUAUUAAAUGCAUAUGCAUGUUGUGUUGUAAAUCUUGCUCAGGAAACGAAAUAUUCUAAUAAAAUUAAUGCACAAUUUUUGACUUAA
Falco peregrinus (peregrine falcon) is the source of this 4791-nucleotide messenger RNA. RefSeq names its product C9orf72-SMCR8 complex subunit (gene C9orf72). The coding region runs from base 967 to 2412 and encodes 481 amino acids. The record is from RefSeq and is a predicted model, not a curated record. Gene Ontology annotation, biological process: endocytosis; autophagy. Gene Ontology annotation, molecular function: guanyl-nucleotide exchange factor activity. The transcript is spliced from 11 exons. Lineage: Eukaryota; Metazoa; Chordata; Aves; Falconiformes; Falconidae. Gene Ontology annotation, cellular component: endosome; autophagosome.